This is a messenger RNA of Pseudophryne corroboree (corroboree frog), 1671 nucleotides long. RefSeq names its product succinyl-CoA:glutarate-CoA transferase (gene SUGCT). Gene Ontology annotation, molecular function: catalytic activity. The record is from RefSeq and is a predicted model, not a curated record. The transcript has 14 exons. NCBI's taxonomy places the organism in Eukaryota, Metazoa, Chordata, Amphibia, Anura, Myobatrachidae. Bases 141 to 1511 code for a protein of 456 amino acids.
AGCAGGCCAUGUUACCCCACCCCCCGCUCCGCCCACAGCACAGUACCCGGCUCCCGUGUGUCCCGGGGGCAGCAGCGUUAUCCGGGCGGCAGAGUGUUGUGGUGUCGCAGUUAUAGUACAGAACCCUGAGCGCCCGCACCAUGCACCUCGCAGCCCGACUCCUGCAGGCCGUGAGGAGGAGCGACCCGGGGGCGAGGGCGCGAUCUGGAGCCUCCCUCCUCACCUUCCACUGCUGCCCCCAGCACCCUGUGUACCCCUGGCAGAGGGGGUACUGCUGCAGCCACAGAGGGACUGAUGCUGACAAUGUAAGACCACUGGAAGGAGUAAGAAUAUUGGACUUAACAAGGGUGCUGGCUGGACCUUUUGCUACAAUGAUUCUGGGGGAUCUUGGAGCUGACAUUAUAAAAGUAGAAAAACCAGGAUCUGGUGAUGACACAAGGUCAUGGGGACCUCCUUUUGUAGGAACUGAAAGUGCUUAUUUUCUUAGUGUGAACAGGAAUAAAAAGAGUAUAGCUGUUAAUAUGAAAGAUCCCAAGGGAACCAAAAUUAUCCAAGAGCUUGCACAAGCCUGUGAUGUUCUCAUUGAAAAUUACAUUCCCGGAAAACUAGCUGAAAUGGGAUUGAGUUAUGAUGUUAUGAAGAACACGGCCCCUCAUAUUAUAUACUGCUCUAUCACAGGCUAUGGGCAGACAGGCCCUUUGUAUAAAAGAGCAGGCUAUGACGCUGUAGCCUGUGCGAUGUCUGGACUAAUGCACAUCACAGGACCAGAGGAUGGAGACCCUGUCCGUCCAGGCGUAGCCAUGACUGAUCUUGCAACAGGACUGUACGCUCAUGGAGCUAUUAUGGCUGGUUUACUACAAAGAAGCAAAACUGGGAAAGGAAUGCAUAUUGAUUGCAAUCUAUUGUCUUCACAGGUGGCUUGCUUGACUCAGAUCGCUGCAAACUUCCUUACUGGAGGAAUUGAAGCAAAACGUUGGGGAACAGCACAUGGAAGCAUUGUCCCGUAUCAGUCAUUUAAAGCAAAGGAUGGUUACCUUGUAAUUGGUGCAGGCAACGAUCAACAGUUCUCUACUGUUUGCAAGAUCAUGGAUUUAUGUGAACUCAUUACCGAUCCCAGAUUCCAGACUAACAAGCUUAGAGUUCAGUACAGAAAGGAGCUCCUUGAAAUGUUGUCAUCACGGUUCUCAGAAAAAACAACCACUGAGUGGCUUCAACUCUUUGAAGGAAGUGGCAUCCCAUAUGGCCCAAUCAACAGUAUAAAGCAAGUAUUCUCUGAACCCCAGGUUGCACACAAUGGACUUAUUCUAGAAAUGGAUCAUCCCACAGCGGGGAAGAUAUCAGUACCAGGUCCUGCGGUAAGAUUCAACAAAUUCAACAUGUCUGCUCCGAAGGCACCUCCCGUUCUAGGGCAGCACACGGCUGAGGUUUUGAAAAGCAUAUUAGGAUAUGAAGACGACUAUAUUGCUGAAUUGCUGCAAACGAAGACAGUUUAUCAAAAUGUGGUCCAAUGAUGAUGUCAGAAUAUUGAUAAAGUUAGGCUUGUGUAGUAUUCAGCCUACAAGAAGAUUAAUUAAGUAAUGAUCUUGGAUAUACUGUAUGUGUAAUCUAAAGUUUGUAGCUUCAAAUUAUAUUUUUCUCUAAAAGUUUAAUUAAAAUAAUGUUCACUAACAA